Molecule: messenger RNA, 1416 nt
Organism: Pyrus x bretschneideri (Chinese white pear)
Lineage: Eukaryota; Viridiplantae; Streptophyta; Magnoliopsida; Rosales; Rosaceae
Product: chloroplast envelope quinone oxidoreductase homolog
Exons: 4
Coding region: 280-1269 (329 amino acids)
Molecular function (GO): oxidoreductase activity; zinc ion binding
Source: RefSeq, a predicted model, not a curated record
GGUUUUUCGUGAUAUAACUGUGCACUUAAUGAAUUACAAAGGUGGUUCGACAAAAAAAAAAAGAAUUACAAAGGUGGAUUCUUUCUGAAACUUUAAAAAGUUUUGGUUUAUCGUAUUGGAAAGAAUCCAUGUAUUCUUGUUUUUGGACUUAUUUGUAAUAAGUACAAAAAAAACAGGUAAUGAAGUGAAGAAAACAAUGUGACUCAAAAAACUCAAUUCCAGAAAUCUGCACGCUUUCUCUCUCUCUAGCACUCUGUCUCUGCGUGUGCAUGAUCAGCCAUGGCGGCGAAGCUUAUGCAUGCGGUUCAGUACGACAGCUAUGGCGGAGGAGCAGCUGGUUUGAAGCAUGUUGAGGUUCCGAUUCCCGCCCCUAAGAAGAAUGAGGUUUUGCUGAAAUUGGAAGCAGCUAGUCUCAAUCCAGUUGAUUGGAAAAUUCAGAAAGGCGAGCUGCGGCCUCUUUUCCCCAGAAAAUUCCCUCAAGUACCUGUAACUGAUGUGGCCGGAGAGGUUGUAGAAGUUGGACAAGGUGCCAAAAAGUUCAAAGUCGGAGACAAAGUUGUUGUACUGCUCAGCCAUUUCAGUGGUGGAGGACUGGCUGAGUUUGCUGUAAGUAAUCAGAGAUUAAUGGUUGCUAGGCCACCUGAAGUUUCAGCCGCCCAAGGCGCAUGCUUACCUGUUGCUGGCCUCACGGCUCACCAAGCACUCACUCAAUGUGCAGGGAUCAAGCUUGACGGAACAGGUCAAAAUAAGAACAUAUUGAUUACUGCUGCCUCUGGAGGCGUGGGACAUUAUGCAGUCCAACUAGCAAAGCUCGGAAAUACUCACGUUACAGCCACAUGUGGAGCGCGUAAUGUCGAAUUGGUCAAGAGCUUAGGGGCAGAUGAGGUUCUUGACUACAAGACGGAGGAUGGGGCGGCUCUAAAGAGCCCGUCUGGACGAAAAUAUGAUUUCAUAAUCAACUGUGCAAAAGGCAUUCCUUGGUCAACUUUUGAGCCUAGUUUGAGUGCAAAAGGGAAGGUUAUAGACAUUGCUCCGACUACGAGCUCUUUCGCUACUUUUGUCGUGAAGAAACUCACCUUCUCAAAGAAGCAGCUGGUGCCACUGCUCAUGAUUCCCAAGGGUGCGAACCUGGAGUGUCUUGUUAGCUUGGUGAAGGAAAAGAAACUCAAGGCAGUGAUCGACUCGACGCAUUCUCUGAGCAAGGCUGAAGAUGCUUGGGUUAAGAGUAUCGAAGGCCAUGCUACAGGGAAGAUCAUUUUGGAGCUUUAAGUAGACAAAAUAUAUUCGGACAUUGUGCACUUGAUGCACUUUUUUGGGGACUGUAAAUUAAAGUUCAAGUUCUGUCGAGUUAACUAGAUAGCUCGAGUUGAAAUGAACUUACUAUUGACCAUAAAUUGAGACAACCAAGAAUCAUAA